Messenger RNA from Hydra vulgaris (swiftwater hydra), 1286 nucleotides. Its product is annotated as elongator complex protein 4. NCBI's taxonomy places the organism in Eukaryota, Metazoa, Cnidaria, Hydrozoa, Anthoathecata, Hydridae. Gene Ontology annotation, cellular component: elongator holoenzyme complex; transcription elongation factor complex; cytoplasm. The record is from RefSeq and is a predicted model, not a curated record. Gene Ontology annotation, biological process: tRNA wobble uridine modification.
AAGAAUUAAAUUUAAAUACUUAAGUAUGAUUUUAAAGUUGUAUUGAAAAUGUCAACAAGUUUUGUAAAAAAAACAGCUCGUGGCAGAACAAAUUUACCAGCAGGAACUAAAGCAUCUUUACAUAACAGUCAACUGCUUAUUAGUACAGGAGUGCCUUCUUUGGAUACAUUUAUAGGUGGAGGCUUAGCCGUUGGAACUCUUAUUCUAGUUGAAGAAGAUAUUCAUUCAACAUACUCAAACAUUUUGCUAAAGUACUUCAUAGCUGAAGCUAUUGUUGUCCAUCAACAAGUUUUUUUAGCAAGCUCAGAAAAAACUCCAGAAGAUAUUUUAAAGGAGAUUCCAGAUCUAACAGAUGAAGAUAAUAACUUAAAAUCCUCCAAUGACAAUAACAGUGAUUUGCUUAUAGCUUGGAGGUAUAAAGACAGCCCUAAAGUCCAACCCGUUGUUUCAAAUCUGAGGUUUGGUCACUAUUUUGAUUUGUCAAAAAAAAUUAGUCAAGAAAAAAUAGACACAUGUAAAAUAUCACACUUCUACGCAAAUCCAAACAGAUACAAUUCUAACAAAGAUCAGUAUAAAGAAUUAUUAGAAUCAAUCAAAAAUGAAUUGGAGAGGUUGAAAACCAGUAAUUCAAUGUGUAAUCCGUCUGUUUUGCGGAUUUGUAUAAAUUCACUUGGAUCACCACUUUGGGGUAGUUUUUCCACUGCAUCUGGUGCAUGUGAAUCAUCAUUAACUUGGUUUCUACUUGCUCUUCGAUCUAUAUUGAGAAAUUCAUUAGCUACCUGCAUGAUAACUAUUCCAACACAUCUGUGUGAAGAGUUGUGGUUUGUUAAUCGUAUUAGAAGAUGCUGUGACACAGUAAUUCAAAUACUAUCCUUUAAUGAUGCUGUUAAAGAUCAGAAUCUUAUGUACAAGGAUUACAAUGGUCUUUUGCAUGUAAAAAAACUUGCCCAUUUAAAUUGCAUUUCUGGAUAUGAUAUAAAUACAUCUGAUUUGGCUUUCAAAUUAAAAAGAAAGAGAUUCUCCAUUGAGAAACUUCACUUACCACCAAAUAUCAGUGAAACAGCAAAUCGCUCGGAGACUAAACCAAAUAUAAAGACUUCCAUAUGUAGUUCAACCACGCAUGCUAAUAACCCACUGGAUUUUUGAUAGAGUUUUCUGCUGGUUUUCUGAAGUUUUAAUUAAAUUCUUCUAAGAUUUGCUUAACAAGAUGUGAAUUGUUAUUCAACAUUGCUGAAUAUAUACUCUAAAUACUUAAUCCAUACUCUAAUAAAUGAUAUUAAAAGUUA